AUCAGCUGUGCCAUUCGCGCCAAAUUUUUGUUGCACCUUUUAAACUAGCAAAUAAUUUUCUAUAACGAAAUGCAGGCGUUUUUAAAAACUGGCAAAUCCAGCAUCAGUACUACAGAUAAACAAGCAACCAAUGCGCCUAUUGAACGCCGCAAGCCUCCUGCGCCCUGGGUGGAAAAAUACCGCCCAAGAAGCGUUGAUGAUGUAGUGGAGCAAUCAGAGGUGGUGGCCGUACUGCGCAAAUGUGUAGAGGGUGCCGAUUUGCCCAACAUGCUGCUCUACGGCCCGCCUGGCACUGGCAAAACGAGCACGAUUCUUGCAGCGGCUCGUCAAAUAUUUGGCGAUAUGUACCGAGAGCGCAUACUGGAGCUGAAUGCCUCCGAUGAGCGCGGCAUCAAUGUGGUACGCACCAAGAUCAAGAACUUUGCACAGCUUACAGCGAGCAGCGUGCGUCCCGAUGGUCGUCCGUGUCCGCCCUUCAAGAUCAUUGUGCUUGACGAAGCAGAUUCUAUGACGCAUGCGGCACAAGCGGCAUUGCGUCGCACUAUGGAAAAGGAGAGUCGCAGUACUCGUUUCUGUCUCAUCUGCAACUAUGUAUCGCGCAUCAUUGUGCCUAUUACGUCGCGUUGCUCCAAGUUUCGGUUCAAAGCUCUGGGUGAAACACAGAUCAUUACGCGACUGCAGCACAUUUGCUUGCAGGAGAAUGUGAGCAUUGAUCCAGAUGCUUACAAAUCCAUUGUGAAAAUAUCUGGCGGCGAUAUGAGACGUGCUAUAACCACUCUGCAGUCUUGCUAUCGCCUCAAAGGCUCCGAGCACACCAUCAACACAGACGAUCUUCUCGAGAUGUCAGGCAUUAUACCAGAGCAUUUUCUGGAAGACUACCUGGAGGUCUGUCGAUCGGGAAAAUAUGAGCGUUUGGAGCAUUUUGUACGUGAGAUUGGUUACUCGGCUUAUAGCAUUGGCCAAAUGAUGGACCAGUUCGUGGAAUUUAUUGUGCGCUGCGGCUCGCUAACUGACAAACAGAAAGCCAUCAUAUGCGAUAAGCUGGGCGAAUGCUGCUAUCGUCUACAGGAUGGCGGCUCUGAAUAUUUGCAAAUCAUGGAUCUUGGCUGUACCAUCAUUCUGGCUCUUAAAUAAAGUCCCUAAUACACUUACACAAUCAUUCUCAUUUAAGCAUUAAGCAUUAAACACUAAGAUAACUCCUAGAGUAAACUGUUUAAGACUAAAAAUUGUUCAGUUACAUUGAACAAAUUGAGCAACUACAGUUUAUUAAACACUGAUACACAUUUAAAAAGAAUAUUC
Drosophila hydei is the source of this 1299-nucleotide messenger RNA. Its product is annotated as replication factor C subunit 4. Lineage: Eukaryota; Metazoa; Arthropoda; Insecta; Diptera; Drosophilidae. The transcript has 3 exons. The record is from RefSeq and is a predicted model, not a curated record. Gene Ontology annotation, molecular function: ATP binding; ATP hydrolysis activity; DNA binding. Bases 70 to 1134 code for a protein of 354 amino acids. Gene Ontology annotation, biological process: DNA-templated DNA replication; DNA repair. Gene Ontology annotation, cellular component: DNA replication factor C complex; nucleus.